AGCUUGUGUGCUCCCUUCCAGACGAUAAAUAAGUUUCUUGGGAGUGAAGCUUUGAAAAAAAGCAUUGUUAUCUGCUGGCUGGUUUGGGGUUCUGGGGUUUGAAACAGAGGUUUGUGGUCAGAAACCGCCGAGGAGCCGUGUGCUUACAGAGUGAGAUUGCUGUGGAAGAUCUCUUUUUUUUUUGAUGCCUGCUCUUCCUCACCGGUCAGAUCCGGGUACAGAAACGGAAGCAGAGCAAGAAAUUGAGCUCAUUUAGUUAAAAUGGAAAGCUAAAAAAGUAAAGCUUGCUAAUUUGAAGCUGAGCGUAUUAUCAUAGACACAUUAAGGCUGGGAAAAAACCUCUAAGAUAAUCAAUUCCAAACCUAAGAUGCAUCUGUCAUUUUUCCACCCUAAGCACGAGGUCUAUCGCUGCACAAAAUUUGUGAGGAGCCUUUUAAACCUUUUGCAACGGCAUAGGCUGAAGCUUUUCCUACCCCGCAGUAAUCUCUUCUGCAAACCACCUUGCAUGGAUGUGCCAUGCCUGCACCGCCAGCUCCUGCUGCUCUUCCCCUUCUCCUUCCCAUUCCCUGCUCUCUCUCUCCCUCUGGAAAAAAAAAAAGCAGCAGCUGUUGGAAAGUAUCGCCCAUUUGUUUUAUGGUGCCGCUUUGGGAAUAUGAUCUGGAUCCUACAGGAGAGAGAGAAAGCAACAGGGCGAAAGAGAAGAGGGGGGACUUGAGAAGCUCUGGAAAACAACUUGCUAAUUUUAAAUCGAGUAUAGACAGUUAAAUCUUGCCGGCGAGGCUCAGGGCUGAGGCAGAGCUGCUGCUGAAGGUCUUAGCCUGGGAAUUGGAGAUUGCGAGUUUAAUCUCUCCAUGAAGGAGGUCGGGGACGGGCUGCACGAGCAGAUGAACUGCAUGAUGGGUGCACUGCAGGAGCUGAAACUCCUCCAGGUCCAGACAGCUUUGGAGCAGUUGGACAUCUCAGGCAGCCGGAGCACCGUUCCUGGCAUCGAGCAGCACCAGCGCUGCCCGAGCAGCAGAGAUGUCCCCAGGCUCUGGCAGGAUGAGCAGCUGCAGGGGGAGGCAUCGGUAGAGGAACGCAGCCCCACGUCCCACGCCUGUGCCGUGCCACGGCCGGUGGGUUUGUCCCAUCCCGCUAUGCUUCCAGAGAGUGGCCACCUUAGAGAAACCUCCUCCUCCUCCUCCUCCUUCAGGAGCCUCUGCGAUGAGGAUGUUUGUCACCCAAAAGGACCUUCCUCCAUCAAAGCAGAACACGUCCGCCCACGGACAUUCAAACCCAGUAGCCAGGGCAAGGCUAGGGGGUGGCCAAAGUGCUGUGAGUGCCCGGGCUGUGACGAUGGCCACGACUGGACAUCCUCUCUGUUGUCCCAGAGCAGGAAUCGGCAGCCACUGAUCUUGGGGGAUAACAUCUUUGCAGACUUGGUUGGGAACUGGUUGGAUCUGCCUGAGCUGGAUAAGAAGGCGGAGAAGAGCGAGGCAUCCCUGUCCAUGAGCAGAUCCCAGGAGCUCUGCAAGAAGUUCUCCCUCACAGCCAACAUCUUCAAGAAGUUCCUGAGGAGCGUUCGGCCAGACAGAGACAGGCUUCUCAAAGAGAAACCUUGCUGGCUUCCACCGGAAGACAAAGAGCCCGAAAUUUCUAAGAGACCCAAAAAGAUGAACAAACUCAAGGGGACAUUUUACUUCCCACUUCACGGGAACAUCCAGAACCAUCACGGCAAAGCAGAGAGGUGCCCAAAGGUGGAAAGCAACAGUGAGAAACCCAAAAUGGGCACCAAGAAAGUCCAUGAUAACAUUGACUACACCCAAUCCAGGUUUGACAUCAAUACCGCUGUUUGGGUCUGAGUUUGUCAGCGUUCUUCACUCCACCAGGCAUUUCACAACAGAGAGGAGCAACACGUCUUUUUUAGGAGAGGCCAAGAUGAGAGUAGUCCUCUGCAAAGCAUGCUGUGGGCUCCAUUUGCCUGGAAGCGGUGCUUUCCGGAGCAGUCAGAGCCGCAGCUGGCAGCCCCACGCAAGGAGGCUUUGGGGGACCGAUACUGGCAAAAAGAAUCCAAUCUGUAGUAGCUUUGGGGUGAGCGGUGCCGGAGCCCACGGCCACUGCGGGCGCAUUGCCUUCGUCUCGAGGUGAAAGAGCUGCCACCAAAGCUCACUGCGUGUGUGUAUGAGUGUGCAAAUAUAUAUAUAAUUUUGUUAAAGAGAUCUAUUCCUGCCAGCGUGCACUCCGCUGGGUUCCAAGCCCGCAAUGCAAGCACUUGUUAUUUAAGUUGACAGAAACCAGUUUGAAUUUAUAAGACUUGAACGGUUGCUCACUGGGUGUUUGAGCCCCAGCUUUGUUGCAUUUCAGUGGUUGGGCUUUCCCCCCCCAAACUGCAUCUCCAGCAUCCCUCCUCCCUCUGCCAGUUACACCAGUAGACACAUUCUCCUGUCACGGAUAUUUGUCCCCCUCCAGUUCUCAGCAGGUUCUGCCUCUCCUCCCAUGCCCACAACCCCACCGGUCACACCAGAUGUGAUGUCCCAAGAGUUCAUUGUUGAGGUUGCACCAGAUGUUUAUUGUUGUUUUCUGUUGUUGUGUACAAACCUCAUCUUGACCGAACCAAGUUCUUCACUGUCCGGCUCUCCAAGAGCUCCCAAUAAAGUGGCAUCUGUCUCCAUCGCGGGGUGACCUCAAUCCCACUUUUCUCCGCCAAGCAGGCACGGAAGGCUGGGCUGGUGUGGGUUGGAGCCGGGAGCGCGUGCAGGUCGUGCCAGCCUGUUCUCAGCCGGGACUGGGGAGUUUGGGGAGCAGCCAGGAGCGUUUCCACUCAAGGACAGGAUAUAAAUCGUAGCGGGGAGAGGAGGAGCUGCAGCUGGAGGUCCCGGCCAGGGUCCCAGCGCUGCUCCAGAGGGAUGUCCCACUGCAGACAUGCACAUUCCUGAGAGCCUUCAGGUAACGCUCCAACAUCCAUCAUCCUCCCCCAGCUCGGAGAAAGGCAGAGGGAGAAAUGUUUGAAGGAGAAUCACGGCGUAGAGGCAUAGGGUGAUUGGAAUCGUAGAAAAAGCCACGGAGGGGCCAGGGCCACGUCACCCCAGAGCUGCGGGUCCUCUCCAUGCCGGCUCCAGGGGUUGAACGUGACUGAGGCAAAGCCCC
This is a messenger RNA of Cuculus canorus (common cuckoo), 3126 nucleotides long. It is a transcript of the gene INKA2, whose product is annotated as inka box actin regulator 2. NCBI's taxonomy places the organism in Eukaryota, Metazoa, Chordata, Aves, Cuculiformes, Cuculidae. Gene Ontology annotation, molecular function: protein serine/threonine kinase inhibitor activity; protein kinase binding. Gene Ontology annotation, cellular component: nucleus. The record is from RefSeq and is a predicted model, not a curated record. The transcript has 2 exons. Bases 852 to 1841 code for a protein of 329 amino acids.